CGUCGUCAGUGGCACUCCUCAUCAUCACCCGAAGCCCAUCCUUUGGCCCUCACGACGAUGGCACUCAAGAUUCUUCUCUCGGGCCUCCUCCUGCUGGUGGCCACGAACCGUGUUGUCCUCAGCCAGGUGGAACUGACACCGUCCUCUACUGCUGAUCCUUCAACGGUGGGGCUGGAAAUGACACCGUCCUCUACUGCUGAUCCUCCGACGAGUGAGUCCGGUGAGUUUGAAGUGGUCGAACGAUUUCUAGGCACCAAGGCCAUGCACCGAUGCGUCAGAACGCCACGGAAAUGCUCAAACAAAGGAGGUUUCUGUCUCAAUCUCGCUCUCCCCUGCAGAGGAAGAAUGGACAAGCAUUUAUGCAACAACAGACACUGCGGGUGCUGCAUGAACAACAAACGAAACACAUGAAACGACAAAACGGUGUAAGAAAGCAGGGGGUACCUGCGUCAGCGUGAAUAACACUUGCAACGGACGUACUGACAAAAGCCUCUGCUUCAACAAAAAGUGCACGUGUUGCAUUCCUCGUUAACUAUUUUUUUUCCUUUUUUUCUUCUUUUUUUUUGUCUUCUAAUUUUAGAUAGACUGGAAUAAACUGCAAUUACUCA
Molecule: messenger RNA, 608 nt
Organism: Penaeus vannamei (Pacific white shrimp)
Lineage: Eukaryota; Metazoa; Arthropoda; Malacostraca; Decapoda; Penaeidae
Source: RefSeq, a predicted model, not a curated record